GGAGAGAUACCGCGCUGCUCCAGUGCGCGAGAGCGAGGCGAGCAGCGAGGGGGCAGCGCGCGGCUCUGAGCCCUAGAUGGAGCAGCGCAGCGGAGGAGGCAAGUCCACGUAUUACCAUGCCGAGAUUUGGACUACAUGAACUACAUGCGAAACCUCCGAAUAUACGAGAUUAAUAAUAGAAGAGGUGGUUCUGUGAAGAUCACGGUACGAUAAUGGGGAAACUCUUGGUUUCACUGCUCGUGCUGCUCCUGCAGCACCUCUGUGGCUGCGCAGGGAACCAGAGGAUGACGGGGGCCGCCUCCAUGCAGUUCACCCACUCUGUUUACAACGCCACCAUAUAUGAGAACUCUGCUGCUAAGACUUACUUAGAGAGUCACGCCAAGAUGGGGAUCUACAUCACAGACCCGGACUGGGAGAUACGGUACAAAAUCAUCUCUGGAGACAAUGAGAACUUAUUCAAAGCCGAGGACUACCUGCUGGGAGAUUUCAGUUUUUUGCGAAUAAGGACCAAAGGAGGCAGCACCGCCAUUCUCAACCGGGAGGUUAAAGACCACUAUGUGCUGACUGUUAAAGCUUCGGAGAGGGGUACCGAUUUUGAGUGUCGCGCCAAAGUGAAAGUGCAGGUACAGGACACCAACGACCUGAGGCCUCUCUUCUCACCGACGUCCUACAGCAUCUCUCUGCCGGAGAACACGGCCAUACGCACCAGCGUGGCCAAGGUCACGGCCACCGACGCGGAUAUCGGUACCAACGGGGAAUACUACUACAGCUUCAGGGAGCCCACGGACAUGUUUUCCGUCCACCCGACGAGCGGCGUGGUGACGCUGACGGGAAAGCUCGACUUCUCAGAGAAGAAGCUGUACGAGCUGGAGAUCCUCGCGGUGGACAGGGGCAUGAAGCUGUACGGCAGCAGCGGCUUCAGCAGCAUGGCCAAACUCACGGUGAGGGUGGAGCAGGCUAACGAGCACGCGCCCGUAAUCACCGCCGUGACCCUGGCCCCCUCGGGUGCGGACCACGACCCCACCUACGCCAUCGUGACCGUCGAGGACGGCGACCAGGGACAAAAUGGAGAGAUAGCGUCACUGAGCAUUGUUGCCGGGGACCCUCUUCAGCAGUUCAAGGCCGUGAGGAGCAGCCCCGGGGGCAAAGAGUAUAAAAUAAAAGCGGUCAAGGAUGUAGAUUGGGACAGCCAGCCUUUUGGAUACAACCUCACUCUACAGGCAAAGGACAAAGGCAGCCCCCCGCAAUUUUCAUCCGUUAAAUUGGUACAUGUCACUUCUGCGCAUUUCAAAGCGGGCCCUCCUAUAUUUGAGAAGGAAGUCUACAGAGUCAAUCUGAGUGAAUUUGCCCCUCUUCUUACACCUGUCACUAUGGUAACAGCCCUGCCACAGUAUCCACAGCUCAAAUAUGCCUUUAAACACAAGUCUGACAAGAACAAAUUUACUAUCAAUCCAGAUACUGGUUUAAUCAGCACCGCAGGACCAAUCAAUGCUGAUUUCACGCCCCGGUUCGAGCUGGACGUGAUCACGGUCGACAAAAAAGCGGCGACAAAAGUGAUCGUUGACGUGAUUGAUGUGAAUAACAAUGCGCCCGAGUUCGAGCAGACGUCUUACACGGCCAGCGUCGAUGAGAACGUACCCGCAGGGACCAGCGUGGUAACGGUUAAAGCCACCGACCUCGACAGAGGCGAGAACGGCUACGUGACCUACAGCAUUACCAACGUGAGCCCCCAGCCGUUUGUCAUCGACUACUUCUCCGGUGUCGUCAGCACCUCGGAGGUCCUAGAUUACGAGCUCAUGCCAAGGAUUUAUAACCUCAAAGUCCGGGCGUCCGAUUGGGGAUCCCCUUACCGAAGAGAGGUGGAGGCGUCAGUCACCAUUACGUUAAACAACCUCAAUGACAACAAGCCUUUGUUUGAGAACGUCGACUGUGAAGUGACCGUGCCAAGAGAUCACGGCGAGGGAGAGCAGAUAACAACCGUGUCUGCCAUAGACGCCGAUGAGCUGCAGCUGGUGCGGUACCACAUCAAAGCCGGGAAUGAGCUCGACCUGUUCGAACUGAACCCGAACUCCGGCGUGCUGUCGCUGAAGCGGACGCUGGGUGAGGGAGAGGCCGCCAAAGUGUCCGCCCACAGCCUGCAAGUCAUCGCGACGGACGGCGAGCACGAGACCCGACCGAUGGCCAUGAACAUAACCGUCAUCACGGCGCGCAAGCCGGUCCAGCUAAAAUGUGUCGAGACCGGUGUCGCCACCAUGCUGGCGGAAAAGCUGCUCCAGGGCAGCAGGAUCCACAUGCAGGCCGAGCCCGAUGACAACUUGAUGGACCUUCACUCGGUCAACCGGGCCACUCCGCAGUUCGCAGAGUCGUUCCCGAGUGUCGUCGAGGUGAAAGAGGACCUGCCCGUCGGGGCCCGGAUUGUCCACUUAAGUGCCACGGACUCGGACAGCGCCUUCAAUGGCAAACUGGUGUACGUGAUCUCGGGAGGCGACACGGAGAGCCGCUUCGUUGUGGAAAUGGAAACCGGUUGGCUUUUGGUGUAUUCUCCGCUGGACAGGGAGACGACAGACCAGUACACCCUCAACAUCACGGUCUACGAUCUCGGCGUACCGCAGAAAUCGUCGUCGCGCCUCCUGGGCGUUAAGAUCCGAGACGCCAACGACAACAGCCCGAACUUCUUGCAGGACUCGUAUUCGGCCGACGUUAGUGAGAGCACGCCGGUCGGCACCGAAAUCAUCCAGGUGGAUUCGACGGACAGAGAUCAAGGAGACAACGGAGUCGUGAAGUAUUCAAUCCUGGGCGGCACGGAUCAUUUCGCCAUUCACGAGACGACCGGCGUGGUGACUGUGACGCGGCCGCUGGACCGCGAGCUCCACCCGGUUUACCUGCUGAAGAUCGCGGCGCGCGACCAGGCGGUCAACGAGCCCCAGUUAGUGUCCACGGUGCCGCUGAAAAUCACCCUGGAAGACGUGAACGACAACCCGCCGAAAUUCGUCCCCCCGAACUAUCGCGUGAAGGUGAGGGAAGACCUUCCGGUCGGCACGGUUGUCAUGUGGCUGGAGGCUCACGACCCCGAUGUCGGACCUUCCAGUCAGGUGCGGUACAGCCUCACCGACAACGGGGACGGAAACUUCGAGGUGGACAAGCUCAGCGGCGCCGUGCGGAUCGUGCAGGCUCUAGAUUACGAGGCCAAGCAGGUGUACAACCUGACGGCAAAAGCCAAAGACAAAGGGAAGCCCAUGUCCCUGUCCUCGACCUGCUUCGUCGAGGUGGACGUGGUGGACGUCAACGAAAACCUCUACCGACCUUUUUUCAGAUCGUUUGUGGAAAAGGGAUUUAUUAAAGAAGACGCGCUGGUUGGAACCUCUGUGAUGACGGUGUCGGCCGAAGACGAGGACAAUGGCCGCGACGGAGAGAUUCGAUACUCCAUCCGAGAAGGGUCCGGCCUGGGGAUAUUCACCAUCGACGAGGAAACCGGCGUCAUCCGAACACAAGAGCUGCUGGAUCACGAGACCACGUCGCACUACUGGCUCACGGUCUACGCCGCGGACCGCGGCGCGGUGCCGCUCUCCGCCUCGGUGGAGGUCUACGUCCAGGUGCUCGACGUCAACGACAACGCGCCGCAGACCUCGGAGCCCGUCUACUACCCGUCCGUCAUGGAGAGCUCCCCGAAGGACGUGUCAAUCAUCCAGAUCAACGCGGUCGACCCGGACGCCAAGGCCAGCGAUAAGCUCGCCUACAGGAUCACCAGCGGCAAUCCCCAGGGGUUCUUCGCCGUCAACGCCAAGACAGGUCUGGUCACCACCACGUCAAGGAAGCUGGACAGGGAGCAACAAGAUGAGCACAUUCUAGAGAUCACGGUCACCGACCAGGGCGUUCCCGCCAAGUCCACCACCGUCCGCGUCAUCGUGCGAGUCCUCGACGAGAACGACAACAGGCCGCUGUUCCUGGAGAAGAUCUACAAGAUCAAGCUGCCGGAGCGGGAGAAGCCGGAGAAGGAGAGGGCCGCGAAGAGGGACCCAGUGUACCGGGUCAUCGCCUCGGACCGGGACCAAGGGGCCAACGCCGAGAUCUCGUACAGCAUCGAGGACGGCGACGAGAGCGGGAAGUUCUUCAUCGAGCCGAAAACCGGCCUGGUGUCUUCAAAGAAGGUCUCCUCCGCCGGGGAAUACGACAUCCUCACAAUCAAAGCCGUCGACAACGGGCGUCCUCAGAAGUCCUCCACCUGCCGCCUGCACGUGGAGUGGAUCCCAAAGCCGGGCCUGCCGGCCGACGCGGCGCCGCUGCUCUUCGAGGAGUCCCCCUUCGCCUUCUCUGUGAUGGAAAGCGACCCCGUGGCCCACAUGGUCGGCGUCAUCGCCACGGAGGCCUCUGACGUGCCUGUGUGGUUUGAAAUCACAGACGGCACAGAGGAUGCUGAGGGGUUUUACAUCCUUCAGAUGGCCUGUGACCACAACUGUACAGCAGAAGGUGGUAAUUAUGACAGCCGCUUUGACGUGGGCAAGGCCAGCGGAACCUUGAUUGUUGCGCGGCCCCUGGACGCCGAGCAGAAAUCAAAUUACAACCUGACGGUGGAAGCCACAGAUGGGACACGAACUGUCAGCACCCAGGUGCUCAUCCGUGUCAUCGACACCAACAACCACCGGCCAGAGUUCUCCCAGCAGGUGUACGAGGUGAACGUCCCCGAGGACAAGCCGGCGGGGACGGAGGUCCUGCAGAUCAGCGCCGCCGACAGAGACGAGAAGAACAAGCUGACCUUCACGCUGCUGAGCAGCACCGACCCCUUCAGCCUGAGGAAGUUUCGACUGGACCCGGGGACGGGCGCCCUUUUCACCGCCGAGCGCCUGGACCACGAGACGAUGCAUCGCCACGUUCUCACCGUCAUGGUCCGAGACCAGGACAUCCCGGUGAAGAGGAACCUGGUGCGUGUCAUUGUCAACGUGGAUGACACCAACGACAACGCCCCCUGGUUCAUCAGCACGCCGUACGCGGGGCGCGUGUUCGAGUCGGCGGCCGUCGGCGCCGCCGUCCUCCAAGUCACAGCUCUGGACAAAGACAAGGGCGACAACGCCGCCGUCGUGUACAGCAUUGAAUCAGGGAAUGUUGCAAACUCAUUUUCCAUCGACCCCGUCCUCGGGACCAUCGCGGUGGCGAAAGAGCUGGAUCGCAGCAGCAGGAGCGCGUUUGACCUCACCGUGAAGGCCUCCGACAGCGGACUGCCGCCGCUCUCCGCCACAGCCGCCGUGCGCAUCGCGGUGACCGUUUCCGACAACGCGGCGCCCAGGUUCGCGCAGAAGGAGUUCUCCGCCGAGGUCAGCGAGUCGCUCCGCCCGGGAAGUUUUGUGAGCAUGGUGACGGCCGACAGCCAGUCGUCGAUUUUCUACCAGAUAAAAGCGGGCAACGUGGACGGCGCGUUCGACGUGAACCCUAACUCGGGAGUGGUCGUGACCCAGAAAGCUUUGGACUACGAGGCCGCCGCGCGCUACAAGCUGGUCAUACAGGGCACCAACAUGGCGGGCCUCGCCAGCAACGCGACCCUCCUGAUUCACGUCAAGGACGAAAACGACAACGCUCCGACCUUCCUGCAGAGGGAGUUCCGGGGGGUCAUCAGCGAGUCGGCCGCCGUCGGCAGCGUCGUUCUGACCCGCGGCAACGCGCCCUUCGUCGUCCGCGCCGCCGACGCCGACUGCGACCGCAACGCCAUGCUCGUCUACCAGAUCGUGGAGCCGUUCGCUCACGACUACUUCGCCGUCGACGCCAGCACGGGCGCCGUCCGGAUCACGGCGGCCCUCGACUACGAGCAGAGGAGCGCCUUCCGCUUCACGGUGCAGGUCCACGACCUGGGGAUGCCGCGCCUGUUCGCCGAGACGCCAGCCAACGUGACGGUGGAGGUGAUCGACGUCAACGACUGCCCGCCGGUCUUCGGCCGGGAGCUUUAUGAGGCCACCGUCGUGGUGCCCACGUACAAAGGGGUGGAGGUCAUCGGGGUCGACGCCGCGGACUCGGACUCGGCGCCCAACGCCAAACUUCUCUUCUCCAUCUCCGAGGGGAACAUCGGCGAUAAGUUCAAGAUCGACCCGGCCACGGGCGUCAUUUCCAUCCUGAACGUCACGCAGCUGAGGAGCAGGUACGAGAUCAAGGUGAGGGUUUCGGACGGCAGAUUCGCCGCCGUCGCUACGGUGAAGGUCCACGUGAAGGAGAACACGGAGAGUAGGCUGAAGUUCACCAGGGAGUCCUACAAAGCCAGCGUCCGGGAAAACCUCUCCGAGGAGAGAACGCUAGCCGUCAUCGCGGCUGUCGGGACCCAGGUCAACGAGCCCUUGUUUUACAGGAUCUUGAACCCCGACGUCCGAUUCAAAAUCAGCCAAACAUCUGGAGUGAUCUCAACCACUGGGAUCCCCUUCGACCGAGAGGCGCGGGACACGUUCAACAUAGUCGUCGAGGUCACCAGAGAGGGCAAAUCCGAGGACGGGGCUCACGUCCUGGUCACUGUGACGGUGGAGGACGCCAAUGACAACGCACCGAUGUUCGUGAACCUGCCCUAUCACGCGUUGGUCCAGGUGGACGCGGAGGAAGGGCGGCUCGUCCGACAGGUCACGGCGGUGGACAAGGACAGCGGCCCGAACGCAGAGAUCCGUUACCUCCUUAAGGAAAACCAGGGGGAGCACUUUCAGAUCAACCCUUCCGGCGAAAUCUCCCUCAGGAGGAAGUUCGACGCCGACUCGCUCGACGCCGACUUCGUCGUGGUCGUCGUGGCGACGGACAGCGGAGAGGCGCCGCUCUCGGCGGAGGUGGAGGUCCCGAUCACGGUCGUGAGCAAAGCGACGCCCGUGUUCGAGAGGCCUUUUUACAGCAUCGAAAUCCCCGAGAACAUCCAGCUGCACACGCCCGUUCUCCACGUGCAGGCCAACGACUCGGAAGGCCCCCGCGUCGUGUACACCAUCGCCGAGGGGGACCCCCUCAAACAGUUCUCCAUUGACUUCAACACGGGCGUGAUUCACGUCAUUCAGCACCUGGACUUCGAGACGCAUCCCGCCUAUAAGUUGAACGUGCGGGCCACGGACUCUCUGACCGGGGCGCGCUCGGAGGUGUUUGUGGACAUCAUUCUGGAGGACGUGAACGACAACGCCCCCGCGUUCCUGUCGGCGUCCUACCGCGCCAACAUCUCGGAGGCCGCCGCCGUCGGGGCCUUCGUUUUGCAGGUCGACGCCAGGGAUUCCGACACCGGUAACAACCGAGAGGUGUUCUUUCAGCUGGUUGAAGAGAAGGGAAAGAACCCGAACGCCUUCGCCAUCGGCCGGGACACGGGAGUGAUCUCCACGGCUCAGGUCCUGGACCACGAGGAGAUCCAGCGGCACGAGCUGAGGGUCCGGGUUUCGGACGGAGGCGUUCCAUCCCUAUCCGGCGACGUCAUGGUGACGGUGGACGUCACCGACCUGAACGACAACGCCCCGGCGUUCACGCGGCACGCCUACGAGGCCACCAUCAGCGAACUGGCCCCGCGCGGCUACUUCGUCACCCAGGUGCAGGCCUCCGACGCCGACAGCUCGGACGCCGGCAAGCUGGAGUUCUCCAUCGUGUCCGGCAACGACGAUCAGAACUUUUCCAUCGACAAACGCACGGGCGCCAUCGCCGUCUCCAACCACCGCAGGCCGCACAUGCGGCCUCUCUACCACCUGAACGUAUCCGUGUCGGACGGGGUGUUCAGGAGCUCGGCGGUCGUCGCGGUAACAGUCACCGGGGCCAACUUCCACAGCCCCACCUUCUCUCAGGUGGACUACGUGGUCGAGCUCGUGGAAAACUCACCCGUUGGCACCUUGGUGGCGGAGGCGAAGGCGACGGACGACGACGAAGGCAUUUAUGGGCAGAUCACGUACCUCAUUGUCAACGACUUUGCCAAAGACAAGUUUUCCGUCAACGAAGACGGAGAGAUUUUAACCCUCGAGAGCCUCGAUCGGGAAAACGCCGAUGAAAAGGUCAUCCCGAUUUCUCUCAUCGCUAAAGACGGCGGCGGGAAAGUGGCCUUCUCUGUGGUCAAUGUCAUUCUCACGGACGUCAACGACAACGCGCCGCAAUUCAGGGCGGCCGACUACAGAGCCACCAUCGCAUCGGACGUCCCGAAGGGGACCUCCGUGGUCAACAUCGCCGCGUCGGACACGGACGAGGGAAGCAACGCCGACAUCGAGUACUCGAUCGAAGCGGACGUGGAAAACGUGGAGGAGAACUUCGAAAUCCACUCCACCUCCGGGGUGGUCACCACCAAAGAGAGUCUCAUCGGGCUGGAGAACAAGCUGUACGCGUUCUUCGUGAGGGCAAAGGACACCGGGAGUCCGCCCAGGCAUUCGGUGGCUCAGGUGUACAUCCGGAUCGUGGCGCCGGAGACGCCCGUCCCCCGGUUCGCCGAGGCCCAUUACCGCUACACGGUCGCCGAGGACCUUCCCAUCGGCGCGGAGAUCGACGUCAUCCGCGCCGAGAGCGAGCGGCCGGUCGCGUACAGCCUGGCGAGGGGCAACACCCCCGAGAGCAACGGGGACGAGGUGUUUGUCGUGGACGGGGACAGCGGCGCCUUGAAGCUCCAGAAGGGCCUGGACCACGAGACGACCAAGUGGUACCAGCUGACCCUGCUCUGCCAGGGCAGACACGAGAACUACGACGUGGUGGCGUCCGUGAGCGUCAGCGUCCAGGUGAAGGACCUCAACGACAACGGGCCCGUCUUCGAGUCGGACCCCUACGAGGCCGUGGUGGCGGAAAACCUCCCGAGCGGCACGCGGGUGAUCCAGGUCAAGGCCACCGACCAGGACUCGGGCGCCAACGGCCAGGUGGUCUACAGCCUCGACGCCGGGCGGAACCCCCGGGAGAUAGCCGAGCUGUUCGCCGUCAACGCCGACAGCGGGUGGGUGACCACCUUGAGGGAGCUGGACCGCGAAAGGACCGGCCGGUACACCGUCGCCGUGCUGGCCACGGACCGAGGGGACGGGGCCCGACGCGCCAACGGCACCCGGGUGGAGGUGACGGUGGCCGACGUGAACGACAGCCCGCCGCGCUUCACCGCCGAGGUCUACAAGGGCACGGUCAGCGAGGACGACCCCCCGCCCAGCGGCGUGAUCGCCAUCCUCAGCACCACGGACGACGACUCCGAGGACAUCAACAGACAAGUGAACUACUUCAUCACAGGAGGAGACCCACUUGGCCAAUUUGCCAUCGAACACAUUCAGAAUGAAUGGAAGGUCUCUGUCAGGAAGCCCUUGGACCGUGAGGAGAAGGACAAUUACCUCCUGAACAUUACAGCCAGUGACGGCAUCUUCACUGCCAAGGCCGUCGUGGAGGUCAAAGUGCUGGACGCCAAUGACAACAGCCCCAUAUGCCAGAAGUCCCUGUACAGCGAGCGAGUCCCGGAGGACUCCACCGCCGGCAGGCUGGUCCUUCAGGUCUCAGCCACGGACGCUGACAUCCGCUCCAACGCCCAGAUCUCUUACGAGCUCCAGGGAGUCGGAUCGGAACUCUUCAUCAUCGACUCUGACACAGGCGAGCUGAAGACCUCACAGCCCCUGGACCGGGAGGAGCUGGACGAGCACAGGUUCAAAGUGCGGGCGGUGGACGGAGGAGGGCGCUACUGCGAGGCCGACGUCCACAUCGCCGUGGAGGACGUCAACGACAACCCGCCGCAGUUCUCGGCCGACCCCUACGCCAUCACGGUCUUCGAGAACACGGAGACGGGGACGUACGUGGCGAAGCUGCUGGCCAACGACAUGGAUUCCGGCCUCAACAGCGACAUCCUCUACUCGUUGGUCAACUCCGCCGACGGCACCUUCUCCAUCGACGAGCGCAGCGGCGUGAUCAGCCUGGAGCGCGCCCUGGACCGCGAGGCGCAGUCCACGUACGAGCUGAGGGCCCGCGCCAGCGACCGGGGCUCCCCGCGGCUCUCCUCGCUGUGCCAGGUGCUGGUCUCCGUGCUGGACAUCAACGACAACCCGCCCGUGUUCGAGCACCGCGAGUACACGGCCACGGUGCCGGAGGACGUGGCGCCGGGCUCGCAGCUGCUCAGGGUGCAGGCGGCCAGCCGGGACACGGAGGCCGGCGGCGAGAUCUCCUACGGCAUCAUCAGCGGGAACGAGCACGGCAUGUUCAGCGUGGACCCGCGCACGGGCGACGUCUUCGUGAUCGAGCCGCUGGACUACGAGGUCUCCCACGAGUACUACAUCACCGUGGAGGCCACGGACGGCGGCUCCCCGCCGCUCAGCGACAUGGCCACCGUCAACAUCAACCUGACGGACGUCAACGACAACGGACCCGUCUUCAGCCAGGGCGUCUACACGGCCGUCGUGGGCGAGGACGCCGAGCUGGGGAAGACCGUGGUGGCGGUGGUGGCCGAGGACCUGGACGGGCCUUCUUUCGAUCACGUGAGGUACUCCAUCGUGGACGGGAACCAAGGAAGCCCCUUCGCCAUCGAUCCGAUCCGAGGGGAGCUUAAAGUCGCUCGCCAGCUGGACAGAGAGCGGACUUCGGGGUACACUCUGACGGUGGUGGCCUCGGACAACGGGUCGCCGCCUCUCUCCAGCAGCGCCGUGGUCAACGUAGACAUCUCGGACGUCAACGACAACCCGCCGCUCUUCUCCCAGGCCAACUACAGCCUCAUCAUCCAGGAGAAUCGACCCAAAGGCACGAGUGUCCUUCAGCUCACCGUGACGGAUCGGGACGCCUCCCACAACGGGCCGCCCUUCACCUUCGCCAUCGUGGACGGCAACGGGGGCGACGCUUUCCACAUCAAUCCGCAGGGCGCUCUAGUGGCCGUGGGGGCGCUGGAUAGGAAGACCAGAGAACACUACCUGCUUCGAGCGCAGGUGUCGGACAGCGGCAAACCUCCGCGCCACUCCGCCGCCUUCGUCAGCGUGCGCGUCAUCGAGGAGAGCGUCCACCCCCCCGCCAUACUCCCGCUGGACAUCUUCGUGACCACGGCUGACGACGAGUACCCCGGAGGGGUCCUGGGCAAGAUCCACGCCACCGACCAGGACAUCUACGACACGCUGGCGUACAGCCUGGCGUCGGACGACAGCGGCGCCCUGUUCUCGGUCUCCGCCUCGGACGGGAAGGUCGUGGCCCUGCGGCCCCUCGACGUGGGCCACUACGCUCUCAACGUGACGGUGACGGACGGGCGCCUGGCCGCGGCGGCCGACGUCACCGUGCACGUGAGGCAGGCCACCCGCCAGGCGCUGGACAACUCCAUCGCCGUGCGCUUCGCCAGCAUCGCCCCCGAGGAGUUCGUCGGCGACUACUGGCGCAACUUCCAGCGGGCCCUGCGCAACAUCGCCGGCGUGCGGAGGAGCGAGGUCCAGCUGGUGAGCCUGCAGCCCACCGAGCAGGGAGACCUGGACGUGCUGCUGGCUCUGGAGAGGUCCGGCAGCCCCUACCAAUCCCAGGAGGUCGUCUUCCACAAGUUGAACUCCUCGGCGGCCGUGAUCGAGGAGAUGACGGGGGUCCGCAUCGUGCGGGUGGUGCAGAAGCUGUGCGCCGGCCUGGACUGCCCCCUGAGCUUCUGCGACGAGGUCGUCUCGCUGGACAAGACCGCCGUGGCCACGUACAGCACCGCCCGCCUCAGCUUCGUCACCCCGCGCCACCUGAGGACGGCGACCUGCCAGUGCGAAGGCGGUAGGUGUCCCGUGCGGAACAACCUGUGCGAAAGCAGCCCCUGUCCGGAGGGCGCGGAGUGCGUGGCGGAUCCCAGAGACGCCGCGUACAGCUGUGUGUGUCCGGAGGGCAGAAAGGGCAAAUGCUCCGACGGACAGUCGCUGACGUUCGGCGGCGGCGGCUACGUCAAGUACCGCCUGAUGGAGAACGAGAACAAGGAGUUGAUGAAGCUGUCCCUGCGGCUGAGGACCUUCUCCAGCCACGCCACCGUCAUGUACGCCAAAGGCACCGACUACAGCAUCCUCGAGAUCGUCAACGGCCGCCUCCAGUACAAGUUCGACUGCGGCAGCGGGCCCGGCCUGGUGUCGGUCCACAGCGCCCAGGUCAACGACGGGGAGUGGCACGCGCUCACGCUGGAGGUGGACGGCAACUACGCCAAGCUGGUGCUGGACCGGGUGCACGCCGCCUCGGGCACGGCGCCGGGCACCCUGCGCACCCUCAACCUCGACAACGCCGUCUACUUCGGCGGCCACGUGCGGCAGGCGGCCGCGGCCUCGGCUCGCCACGGCCGCAGCCUGCCCGUCACCAACGGCCUGCGCGGCUGCCUGGAGGCCGUCGCGCUGAACGGCCAGGAGCUGCCGCUCAACGCCAAGGCCCGCCGGGCCCACGCCGCGCUGGAGGACAUGGUGGACGUGAGCCCGGGCUGCGCGCUGGCGCCGGCCGAGACCUGCUCCAGCAACCCGUGCACCAACGGAGGGAGCUGCACCUCGCUGCCCAACGGAGGCUACUUCUGCAAGUGUGCUGCCUCUUUCGUGGGCACCCACUGUGAGAUUGGCAUAAGCCCGUGUGCCUCCAACCCCUGCCUGUACGGGGGCACCUGCGUUCCUCGCACGGACGACUUCUACUGCCAGUGCCGAGGGCAGUACUCCGGACAGAGGUGCCAGUUGGGGCCGUACUGCCGGGACAACCCCUGUCAAAACAGCGGGAAGUGCAUCGACAGUCUGGACGGGCCGGUGUGCGAGUGUGAGUCGGGCUUCCAGGGCGACAGGUGCCUGAGCGACGUCGACGAGUGCAUCAGGAGCCCCUGCGCCAACGGCGGCCAGUGCCAGAACACGUACGGGGCCUACAGGUGCAACUGCUCGCUGGGCUUCAACGGGCAGACGUGCGAGCUGCGCGCCGAGGUCCGCAACGACUUCGUCUCCACCUCCUGGAACAUCGGCCUGGAGGAGGUGAUCGGCAUCGUGGUCUUCGUCUCCAGCAUCUUCAUCCUGGUCCUCCUCUUCGUGGUCGUCCGCAAGAGGGCGUGCCGCAGGAAGUCGAGGGCCGGCCGCGAGGACAAGCACCUGGGCGGGUCGGGCGCGCCUCACUCCUUCCUGCAGAGGCCGUACUUCGACGUCAAGCUCAGCAAGAACAUCUACUCGGACAUCCCGCCGCAGGUGCCCGUGAGGCCCAUCUCCUACACUCCCAGCAUUCCCAGCGACUCCAGGAACAACCUGGACCGGAACUCCUUCGAGGGCUCGGCCAUCCCCGAGCACCCGGAGUUCAGCACCUUCAACCCGGACACCGUGCACGGGCACCGCAAGACCGUGGCCGUGUGCAGCGUGGCGCCCAACCUGCCCCCUCCGCCCCCCUCCAACUCCGUCUCUGACAGCGACUCCAUCCAGAAGCCCAACUGGGACUACGAUUAUGACACCAAAGUGGUGGACCUGGAUCCGUGUCUGACUAAGAAGCCCGUGGAGGACAGCGCGUGCCACCCCUACAGCACCCGGGGCAGCAUGUCCGAGGUCCAGUCCCUCAGCUCCUUCCAGUCCGAGUCCUGCGACGACAACGAGUCUUUUGUGGCUCAUGAUCCCAACAACCCAAGAGGAUACCACUGGGACACAUCUGAUUGGAUGCCGAGUGUCCAACUUCCUGGAAUCCAGGAGUUUCCACAGUAUGAGGUUGUGGAGUCGCCCGCCCCUCUGUACAGCGACCCGAGCGCCAUCGACACCGACUACUACCCCGGCGGCUUCGACAUCGAGAACGACUUCCCCCCGCCGCCGGAGGGCUUCCCCGCCCACGACGACCUGCCGCCCCCACCGGUGCCGGAGUACGGCGACACGCUGCGCCCCGCGGGCAGAGGCCUCGACCCGUCCGCCGCCGGGCCGGCCGGCGCCCGCCAGCGCCCGGCCCUGCCACAGCUCUACAGCCUUAACCAGUACCUGCCACAGCACCCCUACCCGAGGGAAGGGGCCGACGGCGAGGGCCGCGGCGGCGGCGCCGCCUCGCCCUCCUCGGGCGACGCCACCCUGGCUUCCACCGCGGGCGGCGGCUACCGAGGAGGCUACCCUCUGGGCUGCGGCCGGGACUUUGACUCCUCGGCCCUGGACAACAUGUCCAUGUCCCUGUACACGUCCACGGCGUCCUGCUCGGACAUGUCGGCGUGCUGCGAGGAGUCCGAGGCGAUGAUAAGCGACUACGAGAGCGGCGACGACGUCCACUUCGAGCAGCUGGCCAUCCCGGCGCUCGACUCCCAACAGCACACUGAAGUCUGACACUGGACCCCAAUCAAAAGUGCCUGAACCCCCGCCCCUCGGCCACACCUUAUGUUACCCCACUACACACCCACUACACACACACACACACACACACAACUGAUUGAGUGCAAACACCGGGGUGGCCGGGGCGGGUUGUGAAGGCCGAGCGGCUGAGAAGAGAAGCUUCUCUACUCGGCCCGGCUUCGCCGCCCCCCCCCCCCCCCCCCCCCCCUUUGAGUUAGCAGUGCCAUUGCUUCGAGUGAGCGCCACCACACACAGGAAGUUGAUUGUUUCCCGAAAGCGUCGACGUUUCAACGUGCAACAUGAAAAGCAUCAUGAGGAAGGAAAAAAAAAAAGAAACAUAAAAGAAACAGUAUCUCUGUUUCUAUAAAUACAACCAAGCAACAUGUUUUUAUACAAGUCCUCAUUUCCAAUGUAAAUUUCAAUGUACAGUUUUGAUUUCAAAGUUUACUAGGUUUUGUAGAUAUUCUAUGCUUUUAUUUUCAACACAAAAAAAUAGAGUUAAAUGGUGUGACAUUAUCAGCCUUACUGUGCUUACAUUCACUAAAAAAAGAGGAAAGGUGAACAACAAAAAAAGAGCGUGGCUUUUUCCGAACACAGCGUACUCGUAACGUUUAUCGUCUCCUGCUCAUUUCAAAAAGGGUCUUCAAUGAACGACUGCAUAUUCUUGUUGUUGUUUUUUUAUCAUUUGUUUGUUUGUAAAUUUUGACUUUGGAACCUCUUUAUUUUUCCACCAAGAAAAUGGGACCCAAUAUAUUUAUAGUUAUCCAUGGACACGUGACUUUUUCAGGUGUCUAUGUGUGUGUGAGCAAUGCUAUGGUCUUGUUUAAGGUUUUUAUUGAAUACUGCCACAAGCUCACGCUUUCCUACUGGCAAUAAAUUAUUCCUAAAAAAAUA
Pungitius pungitius (ninespine stickleback) is the source of this 15056-nucleotide messenger RNA. RefSeq names its product FAT atypical cadherin 1a (gene fat1a). Lineage: Eukaryota; Metazoa; Chordata; Actinopteri; Perciformes; Gasterosteidae. The record is from RefSeq and is a predicted model, not a curated record. Gene Ontology annotation, cellular component: plasma membrane; catenin complex; adherens junction. Gene Ontology annotation, biological process: cell morphogenesis; homophilic cell-cell adhesion; cell-cell junction assembly. The coding region runs from base 213 to 14156 and encodes 4647 amino acids. Gene Ontology annotation, molecular function: cadherin binding; calcium ion binding. The transcript is spliced from 30 exons.